CCUCCUUUCCAUAUAUGCAUUCCUCAUAUCAAACUUAACACCUCCAUAGAGACCUUUUUUAUAACUCUCUUCAUGGCUGAUAAUGUCCAAGUAGUACCCAUUGAGGAACCAGCCUCGACCGCAACCGCCACAGCCACCGCAACAACCAAUGAGCUAGAAACCAAAAGCUCCGAUCAAAUGGAGUCACAAAGCGACAAGCCACCCAUUGGAAUGUUGGUUACGAUCGUAAACCUUUGUGCCAUCGGUAUUCUUCCAAUCUUCACCUUCUUUCUUUCUCUUACACUCCUCGGCUACGCUGUGUGGCUCUUCUACAUGCGCAGCUACGAAUGCGAAGACAUCCUCGGUCUCCCACGUGUCCAGACGCUCGCUAGCGUCGGUCUCCUUGCCGUGUUCGUCGUCAGCAACGCGGCUCUCUUUCUCCGAAGGAAGUUUCCUAUGCCCGCACUCGUGGUGAUGGUGGUGAUUCUUUUGCUAAUGAUGUUCAUGGGUUUGGCGUACGCAGGAGUCAAUGAGAUGCAGAGCAGGCGGUUUCCGGCGACUGCGAGGUGGUUUAAGCUCAAAGUGAUGGAUGAUGUUAAUUGGAACAAUAUCAAAUCGUGUGUCUACGAUAAAGGAGCAUGCAACGAGCUUUUUUACCAAUAUCCUAAAGAGAAACCUUACAACAGAAGGAAAAUGCCACCAAUAAAGAAUGGAUGUUGUAUGCCGCCGGAGACAUGUAACAUGGAUGCUUUAAACGCGACCUUUUGGUAUAGAAGAAAAAAAGAGGGCCCACCAUUGGAGACGGAUGUGCUGUAUGGUGGGAUGGGCGGAAUACUAAGCGACUGUGAGUUAUGGAGGAACGAUUGGAGCAUAAUGUGCUAUGAUUGUAGAUCUUGCAAGUUUGGAUUCAUAAGAUCUCUAAGAAGGAAAUGGUGGCAGCUUGGUGUCUUUUUGGUUGUCAUCUCUAUUCUUCUUCUCAUCUCUCACCUCUUGAUCUUCUUGGCCACCUUUUGGGAAAGAUUCAAGGGUCAAAUAAUCAUCAUGGAGGUGGAGAGUUCUAUGUGGUAAAAUAAUUCAUUUGUUCUGUAUUCAUUUUAGUACUCAAGCAGGUGUUCCUUUAAGCAGAUCUUUAGCUCUUCAUCCUU
Messenger RNA from Brassica oleracea var. oleracea, 1124 nucleotides. Its product is annotated as tetraspanin-15-like. Gene Ontology annotation, cellular component: plasmodesma; plasma membrane. Lineage: Eukaryota; Viridiplantae; Streptophyta; Magnoliopsida; Brassicales; Brassicaceae. The record is from RefSeq and is a predicted model, not a curated record. The coding region runs from base 73 to 1047 and encodes 324 amino acids. The transcript has 2 exons. Gene Ontology annotation, biological process: auxin-activated signaling pathway.